UUACAGCAUUUCCUGUACCAAGAUGGUGGCCUGAGUUCCUAGAGCGACUUUCUCCACGCUUCGCAGUCCCUCUUAGAUGUUUUUUUUAACCUGGAUGUGACGCAUUGAAGGACCCGACGGAAAUAGAACUAAAGGCAUUCUAAAAUGGCGAACCGUACGGUGAAGGAUGCGCACAGCAUCCACGGCACCAAUCCUCAGUAUCUGGUGGAGAAGAUCAUUCGGACGCGAAUCUAUGAGUCCAAGUACUGGAAAGAGGAGUGUUUUGGACUGACGGCUGAACUUGUAGUCGAUAAAGCCAUGGAGUUGAGGUUUGUGGGUGGUGUCUAUGGUGGCAACAUAAAGCCAACUCCCUUUCUGUGUUUGACCUUGAAGAUGCUUCAGAUUCAGCCUGAGAAGGAUAUCAUUGUAGAAUUUAUAAAAAAUGAAGAUUUCAAGUAUGUGCGUAUGUUGGGAGCCCUUUACAUGAGGCUGACAGGCACUGCAAUUGAUUGCUACAAGUACUUAGAGCCUCUCUACAAUGACUAUCGAAAAAUCAAGAGUCAGAACCGAAAUGGGGAGUUUGAACUGAUGCAUGUAGAUGAGUUUAUUGAUGAACUGCUCCACAGUGAAAGAGUCUGUGACAUCAUUCUACCCCGGCUACAGAAACGCUAUGUGCUAGAGGAAGCUGAGCAGCUGGAGCCCCGGGUUAGUGCUCUAGAAGAGGACAUGGAUGAUGUGGAGUCCAGUGAAGAGGAGGAAGAGGAAGAUGAGAAGCUGGAGAGAGUGCCAUCACCUGAUCACCGCCGGAGAAGCUACCGAGACUUAGACAAGCCCCGUCGUUCUCCCACAUUGCGCUAUAGGAGGAGUAGGAGCCGGUCUCCCAGAAGGCGGAGUCGAUCUCCUAAAAGGAGGAGCCCCUCCCCUCGCCGAGAAAGGCAUCGGAGCAAAAGCCCAAGACGUCACCGCAGCAGAUCUCGAGAUAGACGGCACAGAUCCCGCUCCAAGUCCCCAGGUCAUCACCGUAGUCACAGACAUAGGAGCCACUCAAAGUCUCCUGAAAGAUCUAAGAAAAGCCACAAGAAGAGCCGGAGAGGGAAUGAGUAAUGGACUCUGUUUGGUUUUAGUCCAAAUGGCCACCUGUGGAUCCGAAGGCAUCUAUGUGGAAGGAUUAAGAUCUACUCCCCAGGCAGCUAUGAGAAUAUUUUAGCUCUUUUUAACCAAGUUUCUCCACUUUUUUUCCUUAUAUGAAAGAGGUGCUGAGUUUUGUAUCUGAGUCAUAUUCCAUAUUUGAGGGAUAGUGCUUCCCAAGGGCUGCUUUGGACCCCUUUGUGCAACCAACCUUGACGGUACUCAAAUUUAUAAGGUUAGAAAGGACUUGAGGGGUGGAGAGGAUGAAUGAUGAGGAUGGAUGUAGCUGCCUGUUGACCCUUUUGUUAUUAAAUUUUAUACACCCA
This is a messenger RNA of Mustela lutreola (European mink), 1433 nucleotides long. RefSeq names its product pre-mRNA processing factor 38A (gene PRPF38A). The transcript has 10 exons. NCBI's taxonomy places the organism in Eukaryota, Metazoa, Chordata, Mammalia, Carnivora, Mustelidae. Gene Ontology annotation, cellular component: precatalytic spliceosome. The record is from RefSeq and is a predicted model, not a curated record. Bases 145 to 1083 code for a protein of 312 amino acids.